Calidris pugnax (ruff) is the source of this 627-nucleotide messenger RNA. Its product is annotated as pre-mRNA-splicing factor ISY1 homolog. Gene Ontology annotation, biological process: generation of catalytic spliceosome for second transesterification step; mRNA 3'-splice site recognition. NCBI's taxonomy places the organism in Eukaryota, Metazoa, Chordata, Aves, Charadriiformes, Scolopacidae. The transcript is spliced from 5 exons. The record is from RefSeq and is a predicted model, not a curated record. The annotation marks the transcript as partial. Gene Ontology annotation, cellular component: catalytic step 2 spliceosome; post-spliceosomal complex; post-mRNA release spliceosomal complex.
CAAUAAAGUUUGCGUGAAAUGCUGUAAAUAUGGUGAUGCUGGAUUAAAACUUCGUGGUGUGUGGCUUUCUGUCAAACAGGAACGAAGACCUUUCUUGGCAUCAGAGUGUAAUGAAUUGCCUAAAGCUGAGAAAUGGAGGCGACAGAUCAUUGGUGAAAUAUCCAAGAAAGUGGCACAGAUUCAAAAUGCCGGAUUAGGUGAAUUCAGAAUUCGGGACCUGAAUGAUGAAAUAAACAAACUUCUGAGGGAGAAGGGACACUGGGAAUUCAGAAUAAAGGAGCUGGGAGGUCCAGAUUAUGCUCGGAUUGGACCAAAAAUGUUAGAUCAUGAAGGGAAAGAAGUUCCAGGAAACAGAGGUUACAAAUAUUUUGGAGCUGCAAAGGAUUUACCAGGAGUUAGAGAACUUUUCGAAAAGGAGCCCCUCCCACCGCCCCGGAAGACUCGAGCUGAGCUGAUGAAGUCCAUUGAUGCAGAAUACUACGGGUACAGGGAUGAAGAUGAUGGUAUUCUGGAGCCACUGGAGCAAGAACAUGAAAAGAAAGGUGUGUGGGAUCCAGAACCUGCAGAAAUCAAUCCAAGAAGGAGUGCUGAUGGACUCUGAAGUUAUCUGUAACCAAAUCCCUGUUG